AAGAUUAACUUUUCCUAAUGGAGUCUAUUCUUCUUCCAAUAACCUCAUUGUUGAUCAUACCCUUUCUUCUACUCAUCAUUGUUAGUCUGACUCUUCCGAUACUACUGAGUAAACCAAAGGAUUUGAACAGUUACAAGUUUCUUCCUACCCCUCCAAAGCAUCCCAUUUUGGGUCACUUAUACCAAAUCCGCAAGCCUCCACUUCACCGUGCUUUAUGGGAACUCUCUCAAAGAUAUGGUCCUAACAUGCUUCUGUAUUACGGUCGUGUACCUGUACUCGUAAUCUCUUCGGUCGAAUCUGCGAAACAAGUCUUGAAAACCAAUGACGUUGAUUUUCGAAUUAAAUCUUCUUUGUUGGUUAGCAUUCAACGUCUUUCGUACAAUUAUCUAGACGUCAUAUUUGCACCUUAUGGAGAGUACUGGAGAGAGAUACGAAAAGAAUGUGUUCUUGAAUUUCUUAGUGUCAAGAAAGUGAAAUAUUUCGGGUUUGUGAGAGCAGAGGAAGUUGCAUAUAUGGUUGAUGGUGUCUCUAAGUCAUCUUAUUCUAAUACUCCUAUAAAUCUAUCUGAGAAAGUAAGGUCACUUUCUGCUCAGAUCGUCUUUCGGAUUGUUUUCGGAAAUGGUUACGAGAUUAGAGAAUUAGCAAAUGGUAAAUUUGAAACUCUUUUCGGAGCUAUUGAAAUGGUUGGUAGGCUUUCUGCGACCGACGUUUUCCCGAUGGUAGGUUGGAUUAUCGACAGGCUCACUGGAUCGCACGCAAAACUUGAGAAGAGCUUCCACGAUUUGGAUGCCUUUUACGAACAAGUCAUCAACGAUCAUCUCAGGCUUGAUGCGAGGUCGAAAUUGGAGCAUGAGGAAGAUCUUAUAGAUGCUUUAAUGAAACUAGAAAAGGAGCAGUUUGGAUCAUUUGGUUUCACCAAAGCUCAUAUCAAGGGAACUAUUACGAAUCUUUUGAGUGGAAGUGAGAAUACUUCUAUUCCGAUUACUUGGGCAAUGACAGAACUGAUUAAGAACCCUGACUCCAUGAAAAAAGUGCAAGAAGAAAUCCGGAAGUUCCUAGGAACGAAGGGAAAGGUGGACGAAGCUGAUCUUGAACAUUUUAUUUACCUGAAAAUGGUAGUGAAAGAGACUCUACGACUUCACCCAUCUUCUCCGAUACUGAUCCGGGAACCAAGUACUGAGAACGGUAAGGUUAACAUGUGCAAACUAAAAUCUAAAACGAUGAUCCUUAUAAACACAUGGGCGAUGGGGAGAGAUCCUGAGUACUGGGAGAAACCAGAUGAAUUCCUCCCUGAGAGGUUCAUCGAUAACUCUAUUGAUUUUAGAGGGUCAGAUUUCGAGUUCUUACCGUUCGGAGCAGGUCGACGGGUAUGUCCUGCGAUUAACUUAGGAAUCGCAAUGGUGGAGCUCGUACUCGCAAAUUUACUAUACAGUUUUGACUGGGUAUUGCCAAGUGGGAUGAACAAAGAAGACAUAGAUAUGGAAGAAUCAAUGGGUAUUAACGCUCGGAAGAAAAUACCUCUUUUACUUGUACCCAUCAAGUAUAAUUGUUCUCCAUGAUUUCUGUUUUUGACUGUGAUUUAUCUCAUUCAAGAACCAAAUGGUCUGAAUCAUAUUGGGAAAUCAUGUGUAGGAAGUUCUUUUCAUGUCCAUUUAAACUUUAAAA
Molecule: messenger RNA, 1665 nt
Organism: Papaver somniferum (opium poppy)
Lineage: Eukaryota; Viridiplantae; Streptophyta; Magnoliopsida; Ranunculales; Papaveraceae
Product: cytochrome P450 71B36-like
Exons: 2
Coding region: 18-1559 (513 amino acids)
Molecular function (GO): oxidoreductase activity, acting on paired donors, with incorporation or reduction of molecular oxygen; heme binding; monooxygenase activity
Source: RefSeq, a predicted model, not a curated record